Messenger RNA from Aricia agestis (brown argus), 663 nucleotides. RefSeq lists its product as uncharacterized. The coding region runs from base 74 to 643 and encodes 189 amino acids. Gene Ontology annotation, biological process: sensory perception of taste. The transcript is spliced from 5 exons. Gene Ontology annotation, cellular component: membrane; dendrite; neuronal cell body. Lineage: Eukaryota; Metazoa; Arthropoda; Insecta; Lepidoptera; Lycaenidae. The record is from RefSeq and is a predicted model, not a curated record.
UACGUGGGCACGUCAUUUCCUAUUCACUUGGUAUCUCUGUGUUUCAACUUUUCUGAAGUAUCACCUCAGCUUCAUGAUGAUGGCGAUUUAUCACACGCUAAAGGCUAUUAAUCAAAGACUUACAGUGUAUUUGUCUACAGUGAAAGAGCCUUCCAAACUAUCUCCACAGACCAUCAACGGAUACGGUGUGCAAUACAGCUCAGUGUGUGAUGUCAUAUUCGUUAUUAACGACAAAGAGAGUUCUUUAUAUUUUGCUAUUUUUGCGCAUCGUUUCAAUCUCACCACUUAUACAAUUUAUUUGCUAGGUAUAGUUAUAAGGGAAGGUAAGAUAAAAUCGAUAAUACUGCAAACGUUAUGGGUGCUGUACAACUUGUCCUGUAUUAUGAUCAGCAUUGAAGCGUGCCAUUACGUCAAGUCAGAAAUGGAAAAAUCAAAAGCCAUAAUAUGCAAAGUAGCUGCUAAGUCGGCAAAUAAGCGGGUGCUCCAGGAAGCCAUAGACAUACUGCAACAGCUGUCCUUAGUCAAGAACAUUUUCUCCCCACUCGGAGCCUUCUCGUUAACUAGAACUUUCAUAGUUACGAGUUUCAGCGUAGUAACAACUUUCGUUGUAAUAUUGAUUCAAUUUAACCUUCUCCAUGAGUAAUCAAAAAAAACUCAAGUUUG